Loxodonta africana (African savanna elephant) is the source of this 1097-nucleotide messenger RNA. Its product is annotated as olfactory receptor 5AP2-like. NCBI's taxonomy places the organism in Eukaryota, Metazoa, Chordata, Mammalia, Proboscidea, Elephantidae. The coding region runs from base 84 to 1097 and encodes 337 amino acids. The record is from RefSeq and is a predicted model, not a curated record. Gene Ontology annotation, molecular function: G protein-coupled receptor activity; olfactory receptor activity; odorant binding. Gene Ontology annotation, biological process: sensory perception of smell; G protein-coupled receptor signaling pathway. Gene Ontology annotation, cellular component: membrane. The transcript has a single exon.
UGUCAAGUUCAGCACAGUUUUUACUAUGCUUUUCAUUUUUCACUCUUCUGAUAGGGUACACAUGUAUAUACGUCAGUGAAAAGAUGUUUAUAGCUUGUUAUGUGUUCAUCCAACAAAAUGCGAUGUUCUGUCUUACAGCUCAAAUGAUAAGGUACAUGAAAGAGACCCAAGGUGGGAACCAAACAGAAGUGACAGAGUUUAUUCUCUUAGGACUCUCAGACAAUCCAGAUCUACAAGUUAUCCUUUUUGUAUUGUUUCUAUUAAUCUAUAUGGCUACUAUAGUAGGCAAUUUGGGGAUGAUCUUGCUGAUUAAGGUUGAUUCCUGUCUCCACACUCCCAUGUACUUCUUCCUCAGCAGCCUCUCCUUUGUUGAUGCUGCCCACUCUUCUUCUGUGACUCCCAAGAUGCUGAUGAAUCUUGUGACUGAGGAUAAGACCGUUACUUUCAAUGAAUGUGCUGCCCAAUUCUACUUCUAUGGCUCCUUCCUUGGGACUGAGUGCUUCCUGUUGGCUAUGAUGGCAUAUGACCGCUACUCAGCCAUUUGGAACCCCCUGCUAUACCCAGUUCUCAUGUCUGGGAGAAUUUGCUUCAUACUAGUGGCUACCUCAUUCCUUGCAGGCUUUGGGAAUGGAGCCCUUCACACAGGGAUGACUUUUAGAUUGUCCUUUUGUAGAUCUAAUCGAAUCAACCAUUUCUACUGUGAUAUUCCACCUCUGCUUGAAAUCUCUUGCUCUGACAUCUACAUCAAUGGCAUUGUUACCAUGGCUUUCUCCACUUUUAAUGUCAUCAGCUCUGUUGUUACUGUCCUUUUUUCCUACCUGUGUAUCCUCAUCGCCAUCUUGAGAAUGCCCUCAGUAGAAGGCAGGUACAAAGCCUUCUCCACCUGUGCCUCCCAUCUCACUGCUGUCACCAUAUUCUUUGGGACGAUUCUUUUCACUUACUUGCGCCCAACAUCUAGCUACUCAAUGGAGCAGAGCAAGGUUGUCUCUGUCUUUUAUACUGUGGUGAUACCUAUGCUGAAUCCCCUCAUCUACAGUUUGAAAAAUAAGGAUGUGAAAGAGGCCCUAAAGAAGGUCUUACAGAAAACCAUACUGUGA